This is a messenger RNA of Hydra vulgaris (swiftwater hydra), 997 nucleotides long. The record is from RefSeq and is a predicted model, not a curated record. Lineage: Eukaryota; Metazoa; Cnidaria; Hydrozoa; Anthoathecata; Hydridae.
UGUUGAAGCGAACAGACGCGUUUUUUCUACAGCGUGUUAAAUUUUAAAUUAAACAUGGAAACCUCAUUUAAAAAUAUAGAAAAAUUAAUUAUCAAGAAGUUGGAGGAACAAAAGAUAUGUAUAUUACAAGAAACAGAAAAGUUGUUGAAAGAACAAGAAAAAAGCUUCGCGUCGAUAAUGAGUGCAAACUUGAAAAUAUUAACGGAAAGAAUAGAGAAAAUUGAAAUAUAUGUAACAAAUAAUAAAUCCAAUAUUAUGAAUAUCGAAAAAGAUCUGAACGAUGUCAAAACAACAUUAAACUUCCAAGAAACAAACCUUAUAGAUAAAAUAAAACAAAUUAGAAAGUGUUAUGACAACGAAGUAAAUAUGUUGACCAAAAAAACAAUCGAUCUCGAAAACAGAUCUCGACGAAACAAUCUGCGAAUAGAUGGAGUAAAAGAAAAAGCAGGUGAAACCUGGACUGAAUGCGAGGAUACAGUUAAAGAUAUUUUUAAAAACCAACUAAAAAUAAAUAGCGAAGUUGUUGUAGAAAGAGCACAUAGAGUAGGCAAAACAAAAGAUAGUAAAAUACCUAGAACUAUAGUUCUGAAACUUUUAAAUUAUCAAGACAAGAACAAGAUUCUUAACGCUGUUAAAAACUUGAAAGGUACUGGUGUAUUCAUCAACGAAGAUUUCGCAAAGGAAACUAUCGAGAGUCGCAAAAAGUUGUGGGAAGAAGUCAAACGUCUACGCGGUGAAGGAAAGUACGCCAUUAUCAAGUAUGAUAAAAUUUUUUUGUAGAGAAUUUAAAAAUCCCAUCCCUAACUUUAAGUCCUAAAAAGAAGCCUUUCUAAAAGUAAAUGCUCAAAUAAAAUUAUAUUUAAAAAAAAAAAGCAUGGCUGGAAUCAGUGACUUUGAAUCCAUGCGUUUUAACUUUAAUGAAAUAAAUGAUGUAAAUAUAGACCCCGAUAUAAACUAUUCCUACGAGGCGCUUACGGAUUGCUCAUAUCACUUUCCA